CUCAGGAGAGAACUGCUUUGGAGAAGAGACUUUUCUAAGCCAUGGAUCUCUUCCUUUCUUCUAUUUAUUGGAUUUGGACAGGGAAAAAGCAAAAAGAAAAACAAGAAGAUGAAAUACCUUGGAAUUAAGAGAAUUAUCGAGGUGAAGGACAUAUACCUCAGCUGGAACUGGAGUGAAGAAACAACUCAUCGAGUUUCAGUGCACCCAGACCCUUCUUUAUGAAGGAACACUUGCGGAGACACUUCUGCCAGUACCUUGUCCAUUUGGUUUAUGGCUUCUGAUUUGCUGUAAGAAUCUAGUGAAUGAUCUUUGCUCAAAGAAUCCUCACCCAAACCUGAGUGCGAAUUCUAAACUGCAGGAUUUUCCAGUUCAAGAACAAAGAGAAAGAAACUGAGAUAAAUGACCUCCAUUUAUGCUGAGAGUGCUCAAUGUUCUUUACAAUGUCUUGGGUGGACUCAAGGAUGUCAGCGCAUCUGCUGGCCGGCCUCCUGUUGCUGAUCUUCUCCUUGCAAAGGCUGGCUACGUCCCAACACAUGAUGGAUAUGGCUCUGCGUUCCUUUGAUGACCAGUAUCUGGGGUGCAGAGAGCAGAUGAUGGAAGAAUUGGAGCGAGGAGACUAUUUCCAAACAGAAAUAGCAGCUAACAAGAGCUAUUUGAGUCUCUGGAAAAAGGCUCAGGAGGCUUUGUUAAAGAGCCCAGUAGGUCUGCUGAGGGAGAUGCAUGAGAGCCACGCCAUAGUCCUCAUGGCUUACACCAUGAACUCCUCCCUGCACUCCCAGCUGAACUGGGCCACAUCUAUUGCUGGAAGCUCUCCACAGCACUACAGACACAACUUCAGUUUCAAAUAUUUUCACUUCUACCUAACAACUGCCAUCCAAAUAAUGAAGCAAUGGCAGAGCAGCAAGGAGAGCAUGGGGAAACAUAAGUGCUACCGGGUGCACAGGGGUGUAAAAGACUUAUAUUUCAAGGCUACGGUAGGCAGCAGAGUGAGAUUUGGCCGUUUCACGUCCACCUCCCGCCUCUGGAGAGAAGCGCAGAAGUUUGGGAAUGAAACUCUGUUCACUGUGAUAACUUGCCUGGGAGCAGCUGUGCAAGGCUUUUCUCACUACACGUCUGAGAAGGAAGUCCUCAUUCCCCCUUAUGAGAUAUUCCUUGUCAAAAACUUCUCUCAGACGCAGCAGGGUAACCGCCUGCAUCUGCAUUCUGUGGGGAACUACAGCAAGUACCACUGCCAGCUCUUGGAAGCUUCGAGAAGCAAGAACAGUGGUUUCACUGCUCCCACCUCUGCUGUUCUUCCUAGUGUCAUUGGAGUUUUCUUGUGCUUGGUCAGGCAGUGACUGAUGCUCUGGCUACAUCCACAUAGAUACACUUCAAUAGCAGGCAAGAAGGGUUCACAGCAAGCCAUCCACCAGAGUUACUGUUGUUACAGAAAGUUCAGCACUUCCUCCGGCUUUAGCUGCAACUCUCCACUUGAGACUGGAACAUUCAGCCCAGUUCACCAAAAUAGGCAUUCCCUAGAUCCAUUCAGGCAGAGGGACAGCUGGCGGCCUUAUUGAAGAGUCGGGCAGUGACUGCCUUCACUGUAGGCAGCUUGUCCCUCAGGCAUUUAGGAAAGACAUAUAUGGACUUUGGACUCUUUACAGAUCUCUGAGUAGCUUUGUUUCUAGCAUCUGGCUGUGUGAUGGAAAAGGCGCUAUGAUGGUAGCCUCUAGUUGGUAAGUGUGCAGCGUUGCCUAUCUCCUUUGCAUGCAGGCUCCCAAGAGACAGCAAAGUCUGUGGGUGCAGCACAGCAGCCUUCCCCCAGCAUGACCCCAUGCUCCAAAGCCAGUUGAUAGCUCCCAUCUCAAGCUGAUAGUAUGCAUCUGGCACAUGGGGGACAGAAGCAUAAAGCUGCCCUGAAACACAGAUCUAGUAGCAGAGGAUCAAGAGACUUGUCAGGCCUGCCUUCAGCUUUCAUGUUUGGCUUUAGCAUUUCUUUUGCAAAACUCAGGCAGA
Molecule: messenger RNA, 1995 nt
Organism: Struthio camelus australis
Lineage: Eukaryota; Metazoa; Chordata; Aves; Struthioniformes; Struthionidae
Gene: ART4
Product: ADP-ribosyltransferase 4 (inactive) (Dombrock blood group)
Molecular function (GO): NAD+ poly-ADP-ribosyltransferase activity; NAD+-protein-arginine ADP-ribosyltransferase activity
Source: RefSeq, a predicted model, not a curated record